GAUGCAUUUGCUUGUUUCCAUAGAAACAGUUGUGUUUGGGAAAGCCGAAGUUGUCAGAAAGCCCCUCGGAAAAUUACUGAAUUUCAAAUUCAGGAAAUUCCUGAAUGUGCUGAAUUUGUCAUUCAUUAGAUAAAUUGAUUUGACGUCAUUAGGUUAUUAUGUUCGGCGCGCCCGUGGAUCUCUCUUUUAAAAACAUCAGCAAGCUAACAGAUGCUUGGACGGAGGAACCCAGGAGAAGCCUUCGGCCUUUAAAAAAAAACUCAGAGAACAAAUAUUUGUGUUGUUCUCUGCGCUUGAGCAACAACAACAUUACUGACUUAUUUGACCUUGAGAGAACUGUUUGUCAUUUCCUUGCGGAACCCAAGCGCCUUGCUUGGCUUGAUAUUUCCUUCAACAAGAUUACCCACAUUGACCCAAUCCUAUGCAGACUGCAUGAACUGCGUGUGCUGUAUCUUCAUGGGAACAGCAUUCGUGUUCUGUCAGAGGUGGACAGGCUGGGGGAGCUUCAGCAUCUCCACUCCAUCACUUUACAUGGGAACCCCAUAGAAACCAAUAAGACGUAUAGAAAUCAUGUGAUUUUUGCACUGCCUCAGUUAAAGUCAAUGGACUUCAGCGCAGUAACAAGCCAGGAGCGAGUCCUGGCAAAGAUGAGGCAUCGAAGCAGAAGCCGCAGUAAGACCAACCCAGCGGUCGCAGAUAUAGAGAACUCCUGAUGGCUGCGUAAAGAAUGGAUGGAUGGGCUGUGUAGUAGUUUUUCAAAAGAAUAUUUGAAAGCUGAUUAUUUUUCCAAAAUAUCUGAUUUUGACCAGCUUCAGAGAUGACGAGUGUUAUGACAUUUUUCAUGUUAGAUGCUCCAAAGUUCUGCUUUGCUGCAUCCUUGGAGAUGAUCUCUGAAAAGAUUCUACAGAAAGUUCAGAAUGUUGGUUUUAAAUGUGAAAAUAUUAACAUUUCUAAAUAAAUUAAAGGUUUUAAAUCACC
This is a messenger RNA of Oryzias latipes (Japanese medaka), 978 nucleotides long. It is a transcript of the gene lrrc51, whose product is annotated as leucine rich repeat containing 51. Gene Ontology annotation, molecular function: protein binding. NCBI's taxonomy places the organism in Eukaryota, Metazoa, Chordata, Actinopteri, Beloniformes, Adrianichthyidae. The record is from RefSeq and is a predicted model, not a curated record.